GCAUAUCCGUUUUGUUUUUCCAAUAUUUAUUUUGGAGACUCAUCUCUAUACAAUUUUCAAGAAGUAUGAAUAGUAGACUAACCCUUAUUUUAUGACAACGAAAAACAGAGUGAUGACCGAACAGGCGGGAAUAGGUGGACAAGUUUGGAUGUUUAAAAAAAAUAUGGACAUGAUAGGGCAUUUAUGAAAAGGACACAUUUGGAGUCCUACACAAGCUAGACAUGUUUGGGCAUACAAACACACGAAGACAUUGGAGAAUUGGACACAGUUGAAGGGAAGGACAUGUUUCUAAGUGUUAAAGAUAUAAUGAUUAUGUAUAGGCAAUAUUCAUUAAAUGGUAUUCAGUCAAAGAAUUUGAAUUAUGUUUGUGGAAUUUGUGAUCUCUCAUUUUGGAAGAAAUCAGAACUAGAAUCACAUUUGAUUGUACAUAAUAAUGGAAGUAAACAUUAUAGGUGUGAGGAGUGUGGGAAAUCUUUUGUGCAAAGUGCUACACUAAAAAGACACAUUAGACUUCACACUGGAGAUAAGUUGUUACAGUGCAAGGUCUGUGAUAAAAUAUUCACUGUACCUUGUUAUUUGAAAAAGCAUGAAAAAACUCACCUCAAUGAAAAACCCUACAUUUGUGACAAAUGUGGGAAAAGCUUUGGCCAUAAGGGUGACUUGCGGCGACAUGAAAGAAUUCAUUCUGGUAUUAAACCACAUAGUUGUGAUAAUUGUGGUAAAUGCUUUCAACAGCGAAAUUCUUUGAUCAAUCAUAUAAGGACACAUACUGGUGAAAAACCGCAUAAGUGUUUGACAUGUGGACAAUGUUUUACAGCUCGCCCAACUUUAGUCAGGCAUAUGGCAGUUCACAACAGUAUCAGAAGUCAUCAGUGUGAUUUAUGUGGGAAAGGUUUUGUCAGAAAAGGUGAUUUAGUCCGCCAUAUCAGAACUCACAGCGGUGAAAAACCAUUCUCAUGUAGUGUCUGUGAUAAAUCAUUCUCACAAAGUCAGGACAUGAAAGUUCAUAUGAGAAUUCACUCUGGUGAGACACCAUUCCCUUGCUCAGUUUGUAACAAAAGUUUUUCUUCCAUCAGUUUAGUGCAACGCCAUAUGAGGGGUGUUCAUAAUGAUGAAGCAUUAUUUGAAUGUCUUAUUUGUGGAAAAAAUUAUAAAUACAGACAAAGUUUGCUUGUUCACAGUAAAGUACAUUUUCAAGGAAUGUUUCACAAAUGUUUGGUGUGUGGUUUAGAAUUUAAACAUAAAUCUUCACUAAAAAGACAUGAGCUGAAACACGAAGACUUAAUCUCUUUUACCUGUAAAAUUUGUAAUCAGAAUUUUUGCAGUGAGGAAAAGUUCUUUUUUCAUCAAAAAUCUCAUGAUGAUGAUAGGACAUUUUAUGAAACACUUAAAGCAGACGUAUAUGAACAUUUGGAAAUGCAAAAUACAUCAAACAAUGAACAAUCAGAUAAAUCAUUGAAGGAAGAAAAGGAACAUUUAUUUACAUGUACCGAGAGCUUAAAAUAGCAACCAGUAUUAAUUUUUUUGUCUCACUAUUUUAUUCAUAUCUGAACUUUAUUACUCAACUCAAGAUUUCCUGGGUUAUUUUUUUCAUGUAAAUUUUAUGCUCAGUGUUGUGAAUGUAGUCUGAAAAAAUAAAAUUCAAAUUAAUCAUGUUAA
Molecule: messenger RNA, 1659 nt
Organism: Mytilus californianus (California mussel)
Lineage: Eukaryota; Metazoa; Mollusca; Bivalvia; Mytilida; Mytilidae
Product: oocyte zinc finger protein XlCOF6.1-like
Exons: 3
Coding region: 283-1506 (407 amino acids)
Biological process (GO): regulation of transcription by RNA polymerase II
Cellular component (GO): nucleus
Molecular function (GO): RNA polymerase II transcription regulatory region sequence-specific DNA binding; DNA-binding transcription factor activity, RNA polymerase II-specific
Source: RefSeq, a predicted model, not a curated record